Molecule: messenger RNA, 223 nt
Organism: Acaulospora colombiana
Lineage: Eukaryota; Fungi; Glomeromycota; Glomeromycetes; Diversisporales; Acaulosporaceae
Source: the annotation of a GenBank genome assembly
GGCAAUCAAUCAAGCGGGGGUCCAUGCUGUAAUUAUGAAUGUCCUACUGACCAGAGCUCACCGAAGCCCUGACGCCCUCUUCGAUUACCUACACCAAGUCUCCACAAGAUCUGAAGCGAUCGAAUGGAAGACAAGGGUGGAAUCAAAGGACUAUCCUCGUUUCUCGAUGAACCUGACCAAUUGUGACACAGAAGGAGCGUGGCGUCAUUUGGAAUCAAGUUAA